This is a messenger RNA of Necator americanus (New World hookworm), 423 nucleotides long. RefSeq lists its product as uncharacterized. Lineage: Eukaryota; Metazoa; Nematoda; Chromadorea; Rhabditida; Ancylostomatidae. The transcript is spliced from 2 exons. Bases 1 to 423 code for a protein of 140 amino acids. The record is from RefSeq and is a predicted model, not a curated record.
AUGCUGAAUAGGAUACAUAGCUAUGCAGUACCGUCAUCAUCAUCACAGCAGCCGAACAUCACUGAAAUCAUUUUAACCGCUGAAUUUGAUGAACUACAACAAAAUACAUCAAAUAUUACUGUUGAAGACCAGCAUACUGUCGGAUUCGUUGAAGAGAAUUUUCCAGUUCCUAGUGCUGGUUUCACAGAAAUGGUCGAAGCCGCUAAGCAAUUCGUCCAUAAAUAUCUCACAAUUAGCGAAUGGUUGAAUAUGAAGAAAUUACUGCGAGUGAUCAAAGAAAUAGGAGGAACUCGUCGUGAUACUCAUCGUGCUAUCACUAUCUAUCUCGGGCGUGUGUUAUCCGCUGAGAAACGUCGUGAAAUCGAGGAUCGAAAGCAGGAACUUGCUGAGAAAUUCUCAGGGGAUUUUCGCUUUCGGCUAUAA